AUGGCCGCGAGGAGAAGUGCUUCUAGGCUACAAUCAGACUGCCUGAUCCUUGCCAUUGGGAAUUUUGUCACUCCUUGUUUCUCUGCAAUCAACUUUCCAACUACUACGAUAGACUCGGCUUCUGCUGAUGAUCGCUGGAACCGGCAUCGGCCGACUGCACCCUUAUGCUAUCCUCAGAUCCUGCAGGUAAUCGACAUCCUAGCGUACGUGGCUGACACAAACUCCCCAUACUCUAAGCGAUCUUACACCGCCAUGGUCAAGCGGUCUCGCGACUCCUCGGUAGCCUCAGCCGAGCUCAUUGUGGAUGAAGACACCAACUCUCUUCAUCAUGCGAAAUUGAAUGCAGUCGAAAUGAAGGGCUGCUCCCCUUCCAAAGGUGCCAUGCAGUGCUCAUUAUCGCCUCACCGAGAGCCCCUUGAUUUUGCUUCUAUUGAAGACUUUGAGACUCAUUAUGUCAAGGAUCACUCCAAUCGCUGUACUUCAUGCGGCAAAAACUUUCCCACUGCUCAUUUUCUAGCUUUGCAUAUUGACGAAAAUCACAACACCUUUCGUGAAGUUCUGCAGGCGAAAGGUGAGAAGACGUAUGCCUGCUUCGUCGAGGACUGCGACAAAAAAUGCUCAACACCACAGAAGAGAAGGCUGCAUCUGAUCGACAAGCACCUUUUCCCCAAGAUCUACAACUUUCGAAUCGUGGACACCGGGAUUGACAAGUCGGCAUCUAUGCUCCAGGAGGGUCGUCGGAGAAGAGUAUCGACAGCCGAUGACCUUGUACAAGCAAGGGGCCGUCGUAGACGGCAGUCAGAAGCAGACUCAAAUACCAGCAGGGUUGAUCCCGUCCCUGUACCACCCGAAAGCAAUCACGAGGCACCGUCAAAGCAAAAUCAAAAACGGCAGGAAGACGGCAAUUUUAGGUCAGGCAAGGCUGUCUCGGAUGCUACAAUCAGUGACCUGGCAGCAUCCAUGUCUUCAUUACAGUUUGUACCACCAAGUGUAGCCAGCAAGCAGCGCAACAAGCCGAAAUCUUGA
Exophiala viscosa is the source of this 1026-nucleotide messenger RNA. RefSeq lists its product as uncharacterized. Bases 1 to 1026 code for a protein of 341 amino acids. The record is from RefSeq and is a predicted model, not a curated record. NCBI's taxonomy places the organism in Eukaryota, Fungi, Ascomycota, Eurotiomycetes, Chaetothyriales, Herpotrichiellaceae. The transcript is spliced from 2 exons.